CCAAUGUUGGUGUGGUGAUUGAUGGAUAGCCGAAUCCGGUAAUAAGCAACACAACGUCCGACCGAGCCUCAUUGACCGUUUCGCCGUCCGAGAGAUCAACCUGUAUCACAGCCCAAGCCACUUCCGUAAAGGCUCCCGAUUGGCUGUACGAACCCAUGUUUGCUGUAGAGUCAAGCCGAUUGAGCCACUCUUUGGGGAAUUUCUAGCGCUUCUGUGCAGUCUUCCGUGCAACGCCCAAAAAACUCAGGCUCUUGUGUCGUCCGCUGCCUUGCGUGUAUCGGCCAUUCAGGCAUUCAGCAUUUCACGCUUGGUCCCGCAACUUGACUCGCUUGUUUAGACACGGGAGUCCCAGCUUAGCAAAGUUGAAGUCAGCAUCUGGACGUUUCACCGACGCACCAACCAAAUGCACCCCUCCGUCAUCAGUCACACCCUUGUCCCUCACGUUAAACCCGAAUCGGGUCUGAAUAGAAGCCACAAGGAACAAGCAUUUGGAGAUUUGAUGUUGAACAGAUCGGUUUCUUAGUGGCUGGCAAAGGAAUCUUCGCUACAAGCUGUGGAUUACACGCCACAGCCGACGAGCCAUCUUACGCCGGAGGAAUUCCUUGUCGUUCCCUGGAGUGCGUCAUGACCGUGAAAGACGAUGACCGGGAUCGCCCACGCAGGAGUCAGAGAGAAAAGGACAGGGAACAACGUCGCCCUCGAUAUCGCUCGCCACCAUCGUUACUAGGGGAUCCCGUUGAAAAGGAAGGAAGCAGACACUCUGAUACCAGAUACGAGAGACGGACACCUAGGAUAUUCCACAGAACAAGACCAAGCGACCCCGCCACCAGAGAGAGAGAACGGAGAAGGGCUGCUACAGGAGACCACAGGUUGAACUCAUCAAAUCCAUCGAUGCCCGCCUCCGACUCGAAUUCCCGCCCCUCCUCUGCCUGCUUCCUGGAGUCAAAGCCCAGUUUACCGUAUCCGACAUUCUCCAAAGCGCACAGCAAAGAAGCGGUCGGGGUUCUGGGGAGCAGGGAAAGCCUUGGGCAACCUAAAGUGGACAUCUUGACGCCCGAACCAACUGAUCUAACUACAAGAGAUGAAGCAAGUGGCAAGGCAAGAGGAGAUGACACUAGUCCUACAGAGCAGGGGAAGGCAUCACGACGGCAUAGCACUCACCGCUCCCCACCAAGCCCCCCGUUAACGAACCUCGAUCAACAGUCAACGAGGAGGGACAGUACAAGUGGGAACAAGAGAUCAGAGGAGAAACGAAGUACAACAAAGAACCAAGAUGAAAAGAAGAAGCAUAGGCCCAAACCCAUCUCCAAGGAUUCUACCUCAAGCUUGCGGCGCCGCAAGUCAGAUGAAGGUUCGAAAACGAGCAGCAGAGGGUCAGGACCAAGUACACCGGGGAAGCUAUUGUUUGAAUCUCUGCACAAUCAGCACAACAAAUCUCCAACCAGCGGAAAUGCAUCUAAAUCAAGACCGCUCGGGAGGAGCAAUUCAGCCAAACAGUCAUCCCGCAGAAAAGUAAAGUCCUCGCCAGACCAGUCAUCAGUAACACAAGUCGAAAUUGAAGUUGUACCCUCCACUGUCGACUCAGAUGCAACAUCUAUCGCACCGAAUCAGCAAUCUACAUAUCAACGACCCUCGAUGACUGUGAGAGCUCCGCCUGAACCUCGCAGAACUCCUACGCCAAGAGGAUACUCUUCCCCGAGGAAGCAGAGCCCGCCAUCAGCACUUCACUCCCCGUCCACUGGGCUGCCCCCGCCCCCGCCUCCACCACCUAAUGUGCCCAUUACCAUCCCGAAAGUGGACUAUUUACUGAACAAUGGUGGGCUCAAAUAUCAUGUUCCUAGGAGCUUCCUCGGGGCGGGCGAAUCUGCAAACAUGCCGCAGGAUUUCUUCAAACCCGCUGCAGCUGCCUCAAAACUUUUUGAGCCAUACAAUAAGCUACUGGACGACUACGGGGCAGUUAUAUCGAAAUGCGGAUCCCUCGCCGUUGCUACAGGGUAUAGAUCGGUCGCAAGGAGGCUGUUGGACAGGUUGGAAGCCGUGUUUGCGCGAGAUAUUUCGUCUGAAUCAUGCCAGUGCGUCUUGUGUUCCCACAGCGAGGUUUCGCCAGAGGGAGUGAGCUGGGGCGAGGUUUUGGAGCUUGUUUCUGGUCGACAAGAUCUCCCGCCGUGGCCUCCGUUUAACAUCGCUUCCCAACCGGGCGCCGCAGAUAUUACGGAAUCAAACAGUGACGAACCCAUGCAGAAGUUGGAUAUGGAUAUCCCAGAGGAGUUUAGGGAACACUUUGUUCGCCAGUCUAGGAAAACGAAGCAUGCUGUGGAUAAAUGGCUUUCUUGCAACAACGACCACCAAAGCGGCAGCCCGCCUGAGGAAAUUGAUGACGAGACUCUUAUGUUUGCAAUGGUAACUUAUUUGGACAAGGAGGAAAGAGAAUUAUUCAGUGCACUAUUAGAUAUCUCAAUGGGACCGCCAGAGCCAAAACGCGAAACUCCCAAACCACGAGAUCGACCAGAUGCCAUCGUUCAAUCCGGCGCUGCUAUCCAACGACUAUACAGGCUAUCUGUCCCACCCCGUGACCCUGAAACAGCGCUUUAUUUGCUGAAGAACCCGGGCAUACACCACGUUCUAGCCACACUAGCAGCCAUCAGCAGCGAUGAAUGGGACAUUCUCAUAUCAGGACGAUUCGACGGAUUCCUCCGCAGCGGGGCCGACGACGACCUUCCCCAAACUUUCUCCGCCCCUCCCAUCCGCGGGGCCAGACCCGGCUCCACCCGACCCACUUCCCAAGCAUCCAACACCAGACUCCGAAACGUCAGCCAGCCGUACGGCGGUUCUUCAUAUCCAUCCCGCACCUCCACGCCGGCGCCGGCCUCAUUUGGCGCCCCGAUCUACGUCGAUGAGGACACUGAAAUCGCCGCCCUUGCUGAAAUAGAACGAGAUAUCUACCUGGGCAUGGAAGCGCUGGAAGACGCCUUCGAAAUCCUGCAUGUCAAAGCAGAGGCGAUCCGCGGUGCUCUUCGCGAGCGUGGCGCAGGCUUGCACGUUGCCAAUCUAGCGCGGCGCGGGGGAUCAGGCGGUGUUGAGGUGCUCUCUGGCACCCCUGCGGCCGGCAUCGGGGGCUACGGGCCGAAUGGCCACGGUGGGUGGGAGAGCUCGACGGAUGACGGGAUCGACGAUGGGGUUUCGGAGAUUCUGCCGUCUGAUUCUGCAAGUAAUAUUAGCUCGAGUCGAAGGCGACGGCCGAAGAGACGGAAUGAGAGGAGGACGCCGGUUGUUUUUGAAGAGGAGGAGGAAGAUGAUGAUAACGAGAUUGUUGCGACGCAUGAUUAUAGGACGAGGAAGAAACAUUAGGUUCUGGGGAGAGUUGUUGGGGGUGUGAAUGUGUCCCGAGAUGCCGCAUGUAACAUGCGGUGUAUCUGUAUUAACGAAAAAAAUUAUGUCAUGGAUCCCUUCCUUCGUUUCGUUUUUGUGCUUGCUCCCUUUUGACUUGAUUCGUUUGUUCUUACGUUCCAUUGCUACCGCUUUUCUCUCUUAUUUUUUUUUUUUUUUUUUUUUUUCUUGUAUGUGCAUCUGCUAUUUGUGAUCAUUUCUGCUCUAUACAAGCUUUGCAUGGCCGCUCUCAGCAACAUCCCCAUGUUAGAAAGGGAAGGAAAGAAAGGGGGAAAGAAAAAGCAUGUCGACGCUUUACGAUGACAUUAAACGGCUUGAUACCCAGUAAUGGACUACUAAUAUGAAAUGAGAAACACGAUCAUGGAAUAAAUUCAGCGGGCGGAAAUGUUUAAUGUAUCUCCUGUCUUUUUCUUUUCUUUUCUUUUCUUUUCUUUUCUUUUCUUUUCUUCUCCUUUCCUACUGUUAUUUUCUUUUCUCCCGGCAUCUACUUCCUUAUCUUUUAUAUUCCCACUUUAUCUUUUCUCCGCAGCAUGAAAAUUGUUUCAUACUUCAUACUCCGAGCUUUCACCUGGUUCUGUAAUUCAGCUUUAUUCCAAAGUUUUACUGUCUCUCCUCCCAUAACCAUAAGAUACCACCGCUGCCAUCUCAUACCCAAAACGCAUUUUCUUCGUGCAAAAAUGACCGAUAGUUGAUCAAUAAAAGGGGAUAGGUAACAUGGCAUAUACAGUAUUGCCUGUUCAUUCUAGCUUUUUUUAUUAUCAUAUGUUCCCUCUUUCUUUACGCCCUCUGAAGCCCCCCAGUGCUAUUUGCGUGUUCGUUUCCACAUUGCCGUGACCAAAAUAACACCCUCAUGCCCUCUCCCCGCCCCUUUCUUUCCCCAGCUCAUCAGGAAACGAACGGUUCAUUGGACAUAUUUGGGAUAUGUACUGUAUUGAAUGCAUGAUUUUACCUACCCGAGUCAACGGUAUUUUUCUUUUAUUAUUAUUAUUAUUAUCAUUAUUACUCCAAUCAAAACAAGAUGAUAAGCCCUGAAUUUGAAUUGAGAAAUCCCUCCGUGAUCCAUUGAUUCACCCGCGGAAACAUGACGGAGAGAGACCAUUUAUUU
This is a messenger RNA of Blastomyces dermatitidis ER-3, 4492 nucleotides long. RefSeq lists its product as uncharacterized. Gene Ontology annotation, cellular component: nucleus. The coding region runs from base 625 to 3348 and encodes 907 amino acids. The record is from RefSeq and is a predicted model, not a curated record. The transcript has a single exon. Gene Ontology annotation, molecular function: DNA binding. NCBI's taxonomy places the organism in Eukaryota, Fungi, Ascomycota, Eurotiomycetes, Onygenales, Ajellomycetaceae.